Dendroctonus ponderosae (mountain pine beetle) is the source of this 1469-nucleotide messenger RNA. RefSeq names its product serine/threonine-protein phosphatase 2A catalytic subunit beta isoform (gene mts). Gene Ontology annotation, cellular component: cytosol. The record is from RefSeq and is a predicted model, not a curated record. Gene Ontology annotation, biological process: peptidyl-serine dephosphorylation; mitotic cell cycle. The coding region runs from base 103 to 1131 and encodes 342 amino acids. Gene Ontology annotation, molecular function: protein serine/threonine phosphatase activity. The transcript has 6 exons. Lineage: Eukaryota; Metazoa; Arthropoda; Insecta; Coleoptera; Curculionidae.
UUAAUUUGAAAGUGAAACGCUUAAAUUAUUCGAAACCGAUUCCAUUUCCUCAUAAUUGAUCUUCACUCUAUUUGGUCCACGCUGUGGCGGACUUUUUGAACAAUGAAAACCGCGCCGGUAAAAGCCAUUCCAGCAGCAAAAUCGGGAAAUGACGCCCUAAAUAUUGAAGGGAAAACGGACAAGGAGUUCGCUACGAUGGCCGUAGAUGACAAGGCGUCUUCUAAGGAGUUGGACCAGUGGAUUGAACAACUAAACGACUGCAAGCAAUUAACAGAAAAUCAAGUAAAAACGCUAUGUGAAAAGGCUAAAGAGAUACUCUCAAAGGAAUCUAACGUGCAAGAAGUAAAAUGUCCCGUAACAGUCUGCGGCGAUGUACACGGCCAGUUUCACGACCUGAUGGAACUCUUCAGGAUAGGUGGACGCAGUCCUGAUACAAAUUACCUAUUUAUGGGCGACUACGUUGACCGCGGUUAUUACUCGGUUGAGACCGUAACGCUUCUUGUCGCCCUUAAAGUCCGCUAUAAGGAAAGAAUUACGAUUCUGCGAGGAAACCACGAAUCGAGACAAAUCACACAAGUUUAUGGAUUCUAUGAUGAAUGUUUGAGAAAAUAUGGCAACGCCAACGUAUGGAAGUUCUUUACUGAUUUAUUUGACUACCUACCAUUGACCGCUCUUGUUGACAGUCAAAUAUUCUGCCUCCAUGGCGGUUUAAGCCCAAGUAUUGAUACACUAGAUCACAUUCGGGCAUUGGAUCGUUUGCAAGAGGUUCCUCAUGAAGGGCCUAUGUGCGAUCUGCUAUGGUCAGAUCCCGAUGACCGUGGCGGGUGGGGUAUCAGUCCACGUGGAGCAGGAUAUACAUUUGGUCAGGAUAUAUCGGAAACAUUUAAUCAUUCAAAUGGCCUGACAUUAGUUUCAAGAGCCCAUCAGCUGGUGAUGGAAGGAUAUAACUGGUGUCAUGAUAGAAAUGUUGUUACUAUAUUCAGCGCGCCGAACUACUGCUAUCGCUGUGGAAAUCAGGCAGCUAUCAUGGAACUGGAUGAUGCCCUUAAAUAUUCCUUCUUACAAUUUGAUCCAGCCCCAAGACGAGGCGAACCGCACGUAACACGUCGAACUCCCGACUAUUUCUUGUAAUUUUACUGUCAAUCUCAUACAAAUCUGCUUAGAGUAUAUUACUGUAUUUGUUAACAUAAAUUCAACACAAAACGCAUUCAAGAUAUUUCGCGACAUGUAACUAUUAUAAUAAAAAGAAAAAUUUAAAAAUUUAGUGAAAAUAAAAUUUCAAAAUCCCAUGGUUCGAAUACAUUUCGAUUGUGUAUUUUUGAGGAUAGUAGGAUCAUCUAGUGAUUUAGGUGUUUGGUUGUAUCAUUCGGUUCAUCGAGACGGAAUAUAAGAUAUGUUUGAGAUGACUUCAGAAUGUGGGAUUUGGCAAUGUCAACAAGUUUGUAUAAAUAUAAAAUGUUUAGAGGAAA